Messenger RNA from Lachancea dasiensis, 555 nucleotides. The record is from the annotation of a GenBank genome assembly. NCBI's taxonomy places the organism in Eukaryota, Fungi, Ascomycota, Saccharomycetes, Saccharomycetales, Saccharomycetaceae.
AUGGUCUCCGCUAUAUCCAAGAGUAUUAAGUUCAAUCCGCAAACGGAGAAACUUCUCACGGUUGCCGCCGGUUGUUUCUGGGGUACGGAACAUAUUUACAGAAAACACUUUGGUGCCAAAAUUGCAGACUGUAAAGUCGGCUAUGCGAAUGGCAAUGAGGAAGCAAAGGAUUCUGGCAGUUCAAUUUCAUAUAAAAAAGUGUGCAGCGGGGAUACGCAGUUCGCGGAGGUCUUGCAAAUAGCUUUCGACCCAAAGGUGGUAUCCCUGAAAGAGCUUGUGGACUUCUUUUUCCGCAUCCAUGAUCCCACCACGUUGAACUCGCAGGGUCCAGACAUGGGCACUCAAUAUCGCAGUGCCAUUUUUGCCCACUCGGCAGAAGACGUGAGCGAAAUCGAGGCGUUGAAGGGACAGUGGCAACCGAAAUGGCACAAUAAGAUAGUAACAGAAGUUACCAUGUGCACCAACUUUUACGAUGCGGAGGACUACCACCAAACAUAUUUGGAUAUCAAUCCUACUGGUUAUGCUUGUCCUACUCACUACAUUCGCAACUUGUGA